UGUCUUUCGAUGAGGGAGGAGGGAGGGAGGCAUGGCCAUGAGAAACACACACACUUAGCUCCUGCAAAUUGGUGAGAGAGAGCUACCCUGGUCUGGUCUCGUUGCUGACCCCCCGCCAUGCGGGUGCACGGCGUCGCGACGCAGCUGUAGAACUCUUUCGUUGCUCAUUUGGUGCCGUGUCGUUGCAGUUACGGCACUUCCAGGGUUUGUUUGUUUCGAAAGCUUGUACGUCGUCGUCGUCGUGUGGCUGUGGUGGUGUUGGUUGCUGCUAUGCCCGAGGUUUAGUGAGUGAGUGUUGCCUGGUUCCGACAAGUGCGGUGUAAAUGACGCCUGGUUUGGGGGGGGGGGGACUUCGAACAUCUUAGUUGUAGUUAGGGAAGGACUGGAGCUGUGAUUUUUGAGUGGAAGUCGUUUUGCUGGAUCCCCCUUGGUUCUAUUUUUUUUUUUGUUUUUUUUUUGUUUUCUUUUCUUUUGGUUAUUCUGCCUUUUGGUUUCGUUGCGUGGUCGUGACGGGUUGUAGCUGGAGCUUCCAGGCCUAGGCUGGUAGAAGUCGAAGCGGAAUUCUCCUGCUUGCCCAUGCUCACAGACUCGCGCUUUUCUCGUGAAAAAUGUGGCGAAUGUGAGGGGUGUUUUUUUUGGCGAGGAAAGCCUCAUGUUUGAAUGAUCCAGGGGAAUGAGAAAGUACUGGAUGUGCGCGGCGUUUUCCAAUGCGCAACUGGAAGCAGAGUUUCAAACGCCUGGGGUCCAUCUCCGUGAAGGGCCGGUUUGCUGUGUUUGGUUUUUUUGUGUUUUUGGAGCAUUAUUGAGGUGUGAGAAGCAUGAGGAACUAGGUGGUGACAGGGGUUUGCUCUACUAAGAAAACUUUGUUUUUCCUGAAGAGUGACGCGUUGUUCUAUGCUGAAUUGGCAUGUGGAAGUCAACGCUUUGUCUCCUGACGGCCUGGUCGUUUUAACUUAUUUGGAAUACCUUGGUCCAAAACCCGUACAGGUAGCGUUUCUUAAGAGCUGUUAGUAGCCGGUAAGCUGCCGUUUCGAAGCACCUAGAGAAGCAUUCGGAGAGGUCUGCUGAUGUUUUUUAUGGACUUGCAAUGCGGAUAUGACCCUCCUGCAGCUCCUGGCGCUCUUGCAAGUUGUAUUAUUCUUAGUGUCUUCUACACGAGGGUUUUGAAACUCGCCGCCAAGAAUUGGUACGGUUACAUUUUGACUGUCCUAAGUUGCUUCGCAAAUACACUUUGCGGGCUCGUCUUGACUUUCACAGUUUCAUACGAGGAUCUCUAGGAAAUAUUUUGGUGCUAGCCGUCACGUGCUUGCGAAGCUGGACUUGUCGGCACCAUCUCACUUGCGCCUUCAGAUAAUGAGAGGAGAGGAGAUAACAGGGAAAUUUCUAGUGAGGGUUGAUUGAAGCCCUGUUGUAACUAAAACCCAGAAAAAGUUUCUUUUUUUCUUUCUUUUUUGCUUUACUGUGUUUUAAAAAUUAAUAUUCUAGUAACAGUGUUGAUAAAGUAUAAAUAUCUAAAUUUAAGUUGAAAUACUGUAGUAAACUUUAGUUUUUAUUUAUUUAUUUAUUCAUGUAGUUUUCCUUUCUUCUGCCAUCGUAUAUUGUUUCAAAGGGUCCACAAAUUGGAAUUCAGAGGAGGAUUGGUCUCGAGCUGUGAUUGGUGCUGUGGCGAUGCAUACAGACUUCAAGAUCAAUACUUUUUAUGAUUGCAAUGAUGUCGUACUCGCACCAAGUAGCCAAGCUGUGAGAGCAGUACUAGUUCACGCCGCUGUUUCUUUUCCUACUUUAGAACUGAAGAAUUAAUUCUUCGAUAUCCGCUAGGAUGUUAAUCAAAUCAGAUAAAUGUAGGUUGUGGCACGUAACUAAUUUGGAGCACUUUCGGAUCCUAGGUAGAGCCUAGGUUGGAGUUCCAUACUUCUCGCUCUAGCAAGCAAUGCCCGGUCCUGUCCGUUGCGCCGCAUCCUGACAGAAAAGAGAGAGGGUGUAGCAAUGUCUGCAAUAGGGGCAUUGAAGAGGGAAGAAGAAGCAGAAGAAGUGUAUGAACUUAGUUCAAGCAGUACUGAUAGCGACGGUCCAAGAGUUGGGGGAGAACUGGGCAAAAGAAGCAGUCCACAGGGAAGCCCUUGGGGCGAGAGCUCUUUGCAGAAAAAGCAGAAGCUUGAGCCUGCGGACGAUCUCCGACUGAAUGCAUGGAGGUAUGAUGGUUUAAAGGAUACGGCGCAUAUAGGUUUGAACAUCGGUCAUGAAAUCAAGAGCGCCUCGUCUCCGGUUGCGCUACCUUUCUUCCCUCAACCCUCCCUCGACGAAUCCGCGACCGCGCGAGCUAGCUGCAAGCAGUUUUGGAAAGCUGGGGAUUAUGAAGGGCAGCCUGCUAUUGUAAUGCAACAAGCAGGUGCAAUUGACCACGUUAGGGUUCACCCGAAGUUUUUGCACUCAAAUGCAACUAGUCACAGAUGGGCUCUCGGAGCUGUCGCCGAAUUAGUGGACAAUGCUGUGGACGAGUUUGUAAAUGGCGCAACAUUUGUGAACGUAGAUGUGUCCUUGCACCCCAGAAACCGCUCUCCGAUGCUCGUCAUUGAAGAUGAUGGUGGUGGAAUGACUCCCGACCGGAUGCGUCAAUGCAUGUCCCUUGGAUACUCCGCAAAGAGCAAAAGUGCCAACACCAUCGGUCAAUAUGGAAAUGGUUUCAAGACGAGUACCAUGCGCCUUGGUGCCGAUGUGAUUGUGUUUUCCCGAUCUCGUGCUUCAAACGGGCACAGAGCUACUCAAAGUAUCGGUAUGCUGUCUUUUACCUUCUUACGACAAACUGGACAUGAUGACAUUGUCGUUCCAAUGAUUGAUUAUGAGAUUGGAGAUGGAGAGGUGUGGAAGAUGAUGAGGUCAAAUUUGAAUGACUGGGUUCAUAACCUAGAAUUGAUACAGUCUUGGUCUCCUUACGGCAGUGAGGAAGAACUGUUUGACCAGUUUACAGGUAUGAAGGACCAUGGAACAAAGAUUGUUCUGUACAAUCUAUGGGAGGACGAUCAGGGCCAACUCGAGCUGGAUUUCGAUACAGAUCCCUGUGAUAUUCAAAUAAGAGGAGCUAAUCGCGACGAGAAAAAAAUAAAAAUGGCUCAACGAUUUCCUAACUCUAGCCAUUAUCUCACCUACCGUCACUCAUUGCGUAGUUAUGUUUCCAUUCUGUACUUGAGGAUGCCACCUGGCUUCAAGAUCAUUCUCCGAGGACAAGAAGUUCAACACCACAACCUUGUAGACGACUUGAUGUUUACACAAGAACUCACCUACAGACCACAGAGUGGGGCUGAUCAUGUAGCUAAAGAAACUGAUAUGCUGGCAGUGGUGACCAUCGGGUUUGUGAAGGAUGCUAAGGACCAUGUAAACAUUCAAGGCUUCAACGUUUACCACAAGAAUCGCCUAAUCAAGCCAUUUUGGAAAAUUUGGAACUGUACUGGCAGCGAUGGGCGGGGUAUUAUAGGAGUUCUAGAGGCUAAUUUUGUAGAACCUGCUCAUGACAAGCAAGGAUUUGAGCGCACUACCGUGCUUUCACGAUUAGAAUCUCGCUUGUUGCAGAUGCAGAAGAAUUACUGGGCAAACAACUGCCAUAAAGUAGGCUAUGUGAACAAAAAGAGUAAGAGAAAGAGUAUUCCACCUGCCCCUGUGCCUGGAGAGACCGCGACGAUUAGGGGUCAAGGUUCUACCAUGUCGUCUCCAAUUUCGGACCCUCAUGCAGAGCUGCGCCUCUCUUUGCCUUCCAACUCAAUGAGUGAAGGUCGGAAGAUUGGAGGGGUAUUGCGAACUUAUGGAGAUGGUACAUCAAUAAGGCUACGUCCUGAAUACGAACCUGCUCCUGCAAUAUCUAGAAGUGGUUCUCUUACCAAUGGCACCUGUGUGGUUAAGAAUAAUGAGCCUGGUCCUAAGGAGGGUGUUCCUAGCCGGAAGUCGUUAGAAGAUCUUGGAAGAAUGUUUGUAAGGAGGGCUGCUGCUGCAGAUGUUGCUUCUCCUGCUCCACAGGUGCAGCAGCACCCAGCAACCUCCAAUGGCCAUAAGCCAUUAGUAGAACUUGAGAUAUUGAAACAACUGAAAAAUGAAAACGAGCAAAUCCGAGAAAGGUGCCGGAGGUUAGAGGAGGCAAGUGAACAGAGUCUGAUGUUUGAAAUUGAACGUAAUCGCAAAUUAGAGGCUCAGCUUCUAGAUUUGGAGCAACAACAGGCGGUUUACAGGCGCAAUCUAGAGAAAAUCAUUCGAGAACGGGAUAGUUUGCACAUUGCGUUGGAAGAGGAACGGCAGCUUCGAGAAAGUGACGAUGAAGAGAUGAGAAGGAAACUGAAGGUGGCACUGCUCCAUGUCCGAGAGCUAGAAUCCGAGAACCACCGCUUGCGUUUCUCAAGGUGUUGAGCCUAGUAUCUGCGGAGGCUGGAGGUUGUUUCCCAAAUAUGAGCGUUUGUGCAUUCCGACACGUUUGUGUGCACUGCCCAUUGUAUAGUAUAUCAUGAUCUAGUGCCUCGUAUCUGCUGCUGGGCAGGGCCGUAUGCACAACUCUUACCUCUCGUCUAGACACCCUUGCAGAUACAGGUGUCUGGUACAGGUUGGAGCAGGAAUUUUGUUGUGUUCAAACCCAGUUUGAACAUUCUUACGUGAGGUUGCAGCGCUGACGCAAGACACACUUAAAUAGAAAAAUCGGUUACUGAUUUGUCCCAUAUCAUAGAGUAGUUAUGAUGGCAUUUCCUCUUUGGAAAGAGUUAAUACAUUGUACAAUGUAAGAAUGUAUUGUUUUUUACAUUUUCAAAGAACGAAUGUUGUUUUUCUUC
Physcomitrium patens is the source of this 4805-nucleotide messenger RNA. Its product is annotated as protein MICRORCHIDIA 7. NCBI's taxonomy places the organism in Eukaryota, Viridiplantae, Streptophyta, Bryopsida, Funariales, Funariaceae. Gene Ontology annotation, molecular function: ATP hydrolysis activity. Gene Ontology annotation, cellular component: nucleus. The record is from RefSeq and is a predicted model, not a curated record.